Molecule: messenger RNA, 900 nt
Organism: Nakaseomyces glabratus
Lineage: Eukaryota; Fungi; Ascomycota; Saccharomycetes; Saccharomycetales; Saccharomycetaceae
Gene: SNP1
Product: U1 snRNP complex subunit SNP1
Biological process (GO): mRNA splicing, via spliceosome
Cellular component (GO): precatalytic spliceosome; U1 snRNP; U2-type prespliceosome
Molecular function (GO): U1 snRNA binding; mRNA binding
Source: RefSeq, a predicted model, not a curated record
AUGAAAAUAAAAGCAGCGAGUGCGAUGAGCUUGGGAUCACAAAGAACCACAAGCAGGAAACAAGACAUGUCGCUGUUCAAAGCUAGGCCUAGCUUGCCAUUCAAGAGACAGAACCAAAGGGUUGCGAGGGACGCCAGGAUAGAACCCUUGUCGCAGGUCUCCCCCGAGAUACUCACAGCGAACUACCUGAUGCAGUUCCCCAGGGAGACUGCGACGCUGAGACACUUGGAGCGCAUGGACGCUGUGGCUAAGAGGGUGCGGGAUAACCAGCGCGAAGUGGAGCAGCAGUUGCUGCAGUGGGACCCGCUGAGCGAUAACCACAUGAGGGACACGGACCCUUACAAGACGGUGUUCGUGGGCCGCCUGCCCUACGACACGGAUGAAGUGCAGUUACAGAAGGUGUUUGCCAAGUACGGAGAGAUAGUGCGAGUACGGGUGGUGCGAGACAAGCAGAACAAGUCGCGGGGCUACGCAUUUGUGUUGUUCAAAGAAACAGACUCAGCAAGAGUCUGCACCAGGGACAUAGGUGUCCACCGCGGUAUCCAGAUCAACGGAAGAAGGUGUAUAGUGGACAUAGAGCGUGGCAGGACGAUCAAAUUCUUCAAGCCAAGGAGACUCGGUGGAGGGCUGGGCGGUCGAGGGUACCAGUCACUGCAUUCGGAGCACACACAGCCUCAUGUAAACCCACCAGCACAACACGUACCGCAAAGAUACGGCGAGCGAAGACCAGAGUACCAGCCUAGAGGCAGAUAUCAAGGAGCACGCCAAGGAGCACGCCAAGGAGCAUAUCAACCUCAGCAGACACUACCGGCUUCAAAUCCACAGGCACCUGCAGAACCCGAGCCCAGGACGAGUUACAGGUCAAGGACAGCCAGGCAACGGGAAGAAAUAGACUAUUGA